This is a messenger RNA of Bradysia coprophila, 1169 nucleotides long. Its product is annotated as probable pre-mRNA-splicing factor ATP-dependent RNA helicase DEAH5. The record is from RefSeq and is a predicted model, not a curated record. NCBI's taxonomy places the organism in Eukaryota, Metazoa, Arthropoda, Insecta, Diptera, Sciaridae.
CAUCACAAUUGUCGGUCUCAGCAACACAAAAUUGCUCGAGUGCUUUCGACCAUGGCAAAUGUUUUUCGUAAUAGUCACGUUAGCUCUGAAUCAACUCGAUUUCGAAAAUGGGUUUGGAAAGACCCAGUCUGUUACUACUAAGACAACUGCAACUGCCCUGAGUGUUAAGUCAAAACGCCGUAUCGCAUUGUCUGUGUGUUUUGGAGAGCUUUCGAAAGAAAUAAAAAAGAAGCUUAAAGCUCUCGAAAGCUCUUUAAAAGCAAAGACACAAAUACGAUACGGUGCUUUGUCCCUCACGUAUACGCUCUCAUUAUCCAAGAAGCCCAGUUUGGUAUGACAUCCUAAUUUUGUAGCGCGUUAUGGUCAUAGGUAGCCAACAUGAAAAUUUAAUUACAGUACUGCAUGCUGUGUUCAUUGAAAUAACUAGAAAUUCUAACAGACAAGCAUGAUGAAUGAAAUCUCCGAAGAAAAAUACUCAGAAAAGAAAACUUUGAAGAUCUGAAGCACAAAUUUAAUGACUCUGAGAUUUAAAACUCUGCAAUAAGAGAUUCUCGAGUAAACGACGUUUAAGUUAAUGAGUUGCGAGUUAGUAACCGAUUCUGAAAACUGUAGACGUGAAGACUCUAGAGGUGAAGACUCUAGACGUGAAUACUCUAGAGGUAAAGACUCUAGAGGUGAAGACUCCAGACGUGAAGACUCUAGAGGUGAAGACUCUAGAGGUGAAGACUCUAGACGUGAAGACUCUAGAGGUGAAGACUCUAGACGUGAAGACUCUAGAGGUGAAGACUCUAGACGUGAAGACUCUAGAGGUGAAUACUCUAGAGGUGAAGACUCUAGAGGUGAAGAUUCUAGAGUUGAAGACUCUAGAGGUGAAGAUUCUAGAGGUGAAGAUUCUAGAGGUGAAGAUUCUAGAGGUGAAGACUCUGUAGAGGUGAAAACUCGAGGCGUGAAGACUACUUCUUCACAUUACAGGAAUUUACGACUCUGUAGUUGCUUAGUGUUAAAAUAUGUGAUUAGACUCUCUACAGCUAGAGACUCCCAAGUCUCUUCCUAAUUCCCUUUAAUGUUGUUGUCGUUGUUGUUGUGUGUUUGAUGUUCUUAUAAUUGUUUUUUGUUUUCGAUUGCUUUAACACUAAAAUCUCACAUAACAUCAGCAGAGAAAAUUCAAU